Podarcis lilfordi (Lilford's wall lizard) is the source of this 5729-nucleotide messenger RNA. The record is from the annotation of a GenBank genome assembly. NCBI's taxonomy places the organism in Eukaryota, Metazoa, Chordata, Lepidosauria, Squamata, Lacertidae.
AUGGAGGGUGUCGCGUUGAGAUGGAGAGCUGCAACAGUUGCGCUGCAAGGACUGCUGGCGAUGACCUUUCUUAUUUCAGGUACCAGUUAUUCCUAUUGGAAUGUCCUCGAGGUGCAGACCUGGGUGGUUGGGUGGGCGCCAACUAGAAUUGCACACAGAAACAAGAAGGAAUUCCAAGGUAAAUGGAAAAGGUUCAGAAAGGGGCGACCAACACUGUGCAAGGGGAUGGAGCGACUGUCCUGUGAUGAAAGUUUGCAUUACUUGGGAUGUUUUAGUUUAGAGAAAAUAUGAGAGAGUUCACAUGAUAGAUACUCCAGAAUUAUGUGUCUCUCUCCCUCUCAAAGCACUAGAAAUAGUGGACACCCAUUGAGACUGAACGUUGGCAGAUUCAGGAAAGAUAAAAGAAAGACCUUCUUCACACUGGGCAAAGUUAAACUAUGGAACUCUCUUCCACAGGAGACAGGGAUCUCCCACAGGUGGAGACAGCCACCUGGAUGGCUUUAAAAGAGGAAUAGGUUGCCUCUCAGGUUGAUUUCUCUGGCUCUUCUCAAGAGCCGGGAUAGCUCAGCUGGUAGAACAUGAGAGGCUUAAUCACAGGAUCAUGGGUUUGAGCCCCAUGUUGGGUGAAAGAUUCCUGCAAUUAACAUGUACAUAAGGACUCUUAUUAAGGACAGGGGUAUAUUAACUCUUGCCCUCCCAGACUCCUUCCAGAUCUUGUAGCUGAGCCAGCAUCCUUUUAGAUCAGAGAAAGGUUUGAUAGAGUAUUUGGCUAGUUUAAGCUGCUGCUCUGUUGUGAUUCUCUGCUGCAGACUAGCUUAGCCGGGUGCCUUAGAUCUGAGUCUAAUGCACUAGGAUUUUUUUCUUAGAUUUUUGUAAACAAGCAAGCAAACAAACAAAAACCAGGACAUUUAGUCAAAUUUUAAAAAUCCUCCCAGGCAGAAAUUUCAGUCCUGAAAAUGAGGAUGUGCCCAGGAAAAAAAGAGAACAUGUCCUGGGAAAAGAGGACAUAUUGCAAUCCUACACAGGAGGUUUCCCGGAAAGUGAAUGUGCUAUGACUUGCUUAAGUCACCUUUUGGGUACUGCUGGUGGAGAGGAGUGUGUCUUUGAGGUGAGUUUAGCCCCGUCUGCAAGAAGGAGAAGGUUUGGGCUGUGUCAGGGAAGGAGAAGGUAGAGUCAUGUCACCCAGAAGCUUUCCCAGAAAGUGAAUGUGGUUUGACUUGCAAUAUGCUGGAACUCAGAAGAGAGGCAAUGGCUAAGCAGCCUAAUGUCGUGUUUUCAAAAUUGUGAGAAAACUUACCCAGGGAGAAAUAAUUGGGACGAGGAACUGUGAAGUACUCUCCCAUGGAGCUGCCUGCCUCCACCUGUUUUUCUUUCUUUCUUUUUUAGGUUCAUACUUUGCUUUCGAAUCUGAAUUGUGCUGUUGGUUUUUAAAAAAUUCUUCUUCAUUUUUAAAAAUACCAUAUUAGGAUAAGUUCAGGUUAACUACAAUGCCUUUUGGGGUGUGUGUAAUGCCUAUAAUUUGGUUGUCAUUGUUCUGUUUUGAAAGUUAAAUCUGACUGGUGUUGGUGUGAGUUGAAAUCCAAUAACUGCCAUUGGAUUAGAUGCCCCUACUUGUCUCAUCCAACCCUGUGAUUUAAUAAAUCUCUAGGACUGGCCAUUCUGACAUUUUUGAAUCCUUCUGUGGUAUCCACUCAUCAAAGCACUCACUCAGGCCCCUCCUUUGGGCCUGCGGUUCAGAACAGGCACUUGGUGCAAAUUUCUGCCUCCAAACAACUUCUGCUUUCAUGUUAAAAGGGGGGGGGGGCAAUUUCUAGUCCCUGAUGAUUUCAAGGCAGAAAGACAUUGCUAAUAGUUUCUCCAGGAUCUCAUGCCCUUUCUUCCCACACUUCCUUUCAGGAAUUUCUGCCUUGAAGUGUCAUAGUUCCAACACCGUCAAUCUUACCACUCCACACAAGGGCAACUCCUCAUCUCAUAUCUCCCCAGAAAGCGGUAUUAUCAACUGCUCCAGUGCUGAGAACGUUUGCACAGAUGCACAACUUAUAUUAACUAUAGGUAAGUGCUGGUCUGUCAGAUGGAUCCUGUGUGGCUGCUAGAUUUUUUGAGAGAGGAAAAGCAUGAAAUUACUUACAACCCCUAAAUUUCCCAGCAGGAUUACCUGAGGCCUGAAAUGAUACUUUGAAUGCAUUCAGAAUUGAAGUAUUUAAAAUAUGUUUUGAUUCAUUUUAUUUUAUAUUUGCAGAUCUUUGUACAAGCCCCUGGCCUCCAUUUCUUUCUUUCUUUUUUAAUAAAAAGCAUCUCUAGCUGUUUCUGAGAGUUGACACAGACCCAGUUCAGAUGUAAGACUAAGCCAUAGGUUAGUGCAGAGACAGGGGACCUCUCACCCCUCCAAAUUCUGUUGGAUCUCAACUCCUACCACCCCUAACUAUUAGCCAUGCUGGCUGGGGCUGAUGUGAGUAGAAUCCAACAUCUGGCAUUGGACUAGAUGACACAUGUGGUCCCAUCCAUAUCUACAAUUCUAUGAAAUCUGGAGGGGCAUAGAUUCCUGCCACCAAUGUAGUGUUACAAGAGGAACCUUCCACAGGUUUAUAAAUCUUGGCUUGUUAUUUCUUUUUGAUAUCCUAGUUCAAAGGUUUCAACUAAUGUUGAAAGGUUUCAACUAAUGUUGAAAUAGUUUCAACUAUUUGCAUGCCAGAACCUUUCAGAUAUUCUGGACUGCAUGCUUGAAAUACGAUCUGCAUCUUACUUGCCUCAGUGGAUGAUUUGGAGAUGGGAGGGUGUGGAAAAGCUCUGGAUUUUGCAUGGCUAGAAUGCAGGCUGCGUCCUAGGGAAGAGCCACACCCACUGCUCCAUCCAGGAUUCCUUCCGCCUCUUCUGUCACAGGCAGGUGGCCCACAGAUGCUUGGCCACAGACUUGGGCUGGUUUCCAACCUAGCUGUUGAAGUUAAACAGCUGCCAGGAAGUGUGUCACAAGGAAACAGGAAGAAGUGGGAAGUGGGAAGAACUCUCAGUACUUUCUGGGGCCACUCACAUGAACAAAAAUCCACCCACCCAUGGCACCAAGUUAGACAUGAACCAGAGGGGAAAAAACCAGAGGGGAAAAAAGGCCAGGGGGCUUUGGCAGCCACCCCACACUGUAUAGAGUUGCCCAUACAUCCAAAAUUUCCCAGACAUUCCUGGAAUUCAGCCAUUGGAAACAGAAAUCACUGAAAUGUCUGGGCAUCAACAACUUUGGGUAAAACUUUGGCAAAAACAAACAAAGAAACAAACAAAAAUCUUUUGUGUCUGGACUUUCAGAUUUUGAAAUACAUGACUAAACAAGUAAACAAUGACAAUAACCCCGCCAAAACAUGUAUAAGUCACCCCCAGAGCAAUAAUUGCCAAGAUAAGGUCUUUGGAACACCCUGCCACAGCAUCAAUCUAUUGUUUGUAUUUAUACAUCUCUCCCCCCCCCCCCGCCGUUUUAGAUAAAGAUGUUUUGAUAAUUAGCUACAAAGGCUGCGCCAGCAAGGACCUUGUGGAUGGAACAAAAUCAGUCACCUCUGGUGACCGUCACUUUGCCAUCCAAUUUGACCAGAGCUACUGUUUUGGUGACCUUUGCAAUGCGAAAACGAGAGAAGUUCCCAAGACCCCUAUUAAGGACAAAGGUAUUUUUUAUUUAUUUUUAAGGGUCACCUGAGAAGAAAGUGUGAUCUCACAGUUUCACUUGUUGGGCGGGUGGUUGUCAAUAGGAAGGCUUGAAAAAUUCAAUUUUUGAGAUUUCUAAGGCAAGCGGCCCUGUUCCCCAACUCUUGGGCUCACUUGCCAAAGAAAAGGUAACCUCACUUCUCAAGAAAUGUACAAGAUGGUGUGCUUUAGGAUGUGCUUUAGGGUGUAAUUUAGCAGCGAGAGCACAGAGAAAAGUUUGGAGGGAGCUGUGGGGGGAGUGGAAACAUGAGGUGCACUGUAGGGGAGGGGUGAGUGAGGGGUAAAGGGAGGGGACGUGUUCAGGUGUGGGGUUUGGCAAAGGGUGUGGCUGGUUUGGCAAGUGGAGAAAGCAAGGGCAACAACCCCCACUAUGUGCAAAGAUUCGCACCCAUUUUUAAGUUGGAAAAUUGCCUUGGAAAAUUCAGAUUUUGAAGUAUAACUCCUCGCUUUACGCAUCCACCUAAACACAUACCAAUUCAUUUUGGUGGGUUUACUCUGAGUAUGAUUAAGAUAACCAAUCCUUUGAAGAGGGCAAAUUAAGUAGGCUCACUUUGAUAUGCAAAGCAAACCGAAAUAUUCUCCCCCUAUCAUUAUUUAAGAGACAGGAAAAGGGGGAGACUCCUACAAACGGGAGUGACCUUUUUCAAUCCAGCCCCCCCCCCCAACCUCAUGCUCUUCAUUUUGAUUUCUUACUGCAGUAACUGGGUCCAACCAGUGUUACACAGGCUUUGGGUGGAGCUCCACUAGAUUCAUGCAGGAGACUACGAAAUGUGGCAAAGACUACGACCUGUGUUACGAAGGCAGCAUGAACAUUACUAUUUCAGAUAGAAGAGGUGAGUUUGCCUAGGAAUUUCUUCCACAGCUCCUGCCCCCCAAAAAACACCCCCUCCCCUCAAGCUGAGCUCACUUCCAGUAUCAGAACUUGGCACCUGGCUAAAUUCAAACACUGCUGCCUAUGUCUUACUUGAAAACCCCUUUCUUUGCCAGCCCUGGUGCCCUCUAGGACUUGGCAGUCACUGAUGGGAAUUUGAGUCCAUGAAGUUGGUGAAGCUGAUUUAGCAAUUCUCUGCUGUUGAUCUGUUGAUUGCAGGGGCCUUUUGGUGAUGUGGCGUCUUAAUAAUACCAUCUUUUUAUUAUAAUAAUGAUCAUAAAUCAGCAGCAAGCAGCUCUGAGAAUUUGGGAACACUGAAAAAUAGGAUGUGACAAGCUGUUUCUAAGUGAAAUAAAUGCACCUUACUAGGUUCAGAUGUGACUGGGGCCCCUUGAUGGAGAUUCCUUUACAUGUACCAAUAUGAAUAUUAUUCAUGUGUAUGGCCAAAGCCAUUACAAAAAGUAAACGACAUAGCAGAAUAGAAACAGAAUAAAAUAUCUUGCAAAGUUAAAAUAAAUAAUUAAAAUACUUCUUAAAGCCAAACAUUAUAGAAUCAUAGAACAUAGAAUUGUUGUGUUGGAAGGGAAUCCAAGGAUCAUCUAGUCCAGCCACCUGCGAUGUCAGAAUUUGUCCCCCUUUAACUUACACCCACAAACUUUUCACCUCAAAAUUGUGCUCUCAGGCAAAACGGGCUGCUUUUUCAGAGGUGUAGGGGGCCCUGCCCCCUAAGAACUCAUGGGUGUGGGUUACCCCUCAGGCUCCAUGUUCUUCAUGAUUCCCCGUGGCAUCUCAAUGCAUGCUGAGAGAAGAGGGCCAAUGCCCCUCAUACCUAACAUUUUGUGUCUUUCUUGUCCUUCCUUCCCUUCCCACAACAGGAUCCAGCACUUUCCCCAUGACCAUCAGGACCUGCCAGCGCUCAUCCUGCGAUGUUAUAAAGAGCCAAUCCUUUGGCCCUAUAAAUAUCACCAGCGAGUCAGGGCCUUGCUGCUCUGGCAGCAAUUGCAAUUGGGAGAAGAGUGACUUUGCAAUCAAGAUAGUCAAUAAUGGUGUGAGGAGCAUGACCAACCCAUACCUGUCUUAUGAUCAUUAUGGGUCAGGUUUCCAAGGGCUCAGCCUUCAACUUUGCCCUUUCCUGGCAGUCCUGGGAACCACCAUGCUCAGGAUAUGGGGGUGA